AUGUUUCCUCAAAGUUUUGUGUUUCUAUUUGUCUUUCUGGUGGUUUUCUAUGAUUCAGAAGCUCAAAAAGUGGAUAUAGAUAGGUACCAGGUAUAUCAUCAAAAACUUACUUGGAGGGAUGCAGCUAAGUUUUGCAAAGCAAGAGACAGCAAAUUAGCUGAAAUACUGACAUAUGAACAGCAAAAAGACUUGAGGACUUACAUUAGGCAACAUCAUUUUCUGCCAAAGGAUACAGAGUCUGGUUACUGGUUAGGAGGCAGAUUAAAAGACAGAUUUUGGCGUUGGGACGCUACUGGUGAAAACCCUAGGGCCAUAAACCAUUUUAUGGCCGGAUGGCAUUAUGGUGAACCCGAUAGAAAAUUCAAAGAUGAUGUACCUCAAGAAUGCAUGGAAUUACAGUACAGAGCGGAUUCAGAGUUUACGCAGGCGCUUUCUUGGAACGACAUAUGGUGUGACGAGCUUCGAAAUGUAAUUUGUGAAUCUUGGAAUCAUAAUCCAGCACCGAAUUAA
Ceutorhynchus assimilis (cabbage seed weevil) is the source of this 510-nucleotide messenger RNA. Lineage: Eukaryota; Metazoa; Arthropoda; Insecta; Coleoptera; Curculionidae. The record is from the annotation of a GenBank genome assembly.